CUGCCCUGCCUUGCAUUUCUCCGCUGGUGGGCCUGAGCUGCUGGGAUCAGCCAAGAAGGUGAACGUGAAUUUCCAAGACACUGAUGGGUUCUCAGCCUUGCACCACGCUGCCCUCAACGGCAACACGGAACUCAUCCUGCUGCUGCUGGAGGCUCAGGCGGCGGUGGAUAUCAAGGACAACAAAGGGAUGCGACCUUUGCACUACGCUGCCUGGCAAGGGAAAAAGGAGCCCAUGAAGCUGGUGCUGAAGGCCGGCUCGUCUGUGAACGUCCAGUCUGAUGAAGGGCAGAUCCCACUGCACCUGGCCGCGCAGCACGGGCACUACGAUGUGUCCGAGAUGCUCCUUCAGCACCAAUCUAACCCCUGCAUCCUGGACAACUCCGGCAAGACUCCCCUGGACCUGGCGUGCGAGUUUGGGCGUGUUGGGGUGGUGCAGCUGCUUUUGAGCAGCAACAUGUGUGCUGCCCUCCUGGAGCCCAAGCCGGGGGACAUCACCGACCCCAACGGGACCAGCCCUUUGCACCUGGCCGCCAAGAACGGGCACAUUGACAUCAUCCGGCUUCUCCUCCAGUCUGGGAUUGACAUCAACCGGCAAACCAAGGCCGGCACCGCCUUGCACGAAGCGGCGCUGUGCGGCAAGACCGAGGUGGUGCGCCUCCUCCUGGAUAGUGGGAUCAACGCCCACAUCCGGAACACUUACAGCCAGACGGCGCUGGACAUAGUGAACCAGUUCACAGCCACCCAAGCCAGCAAGGAGAUCAAGCAGAUGCUCCGAGAUGCUUCUGCAGCCCUGCAGGUGAGGGCCGUGAAAGAUUAUUGCAACAAUUAUGACCUGACCAGCCUCAACGUGAAAGCCGGAGACAUCAUCACGGUUUUGGAGCAGCACGCAGAUGGUCGGUGGAAAGGCUGUAUCCAUGACAACCGGACCGGCAAUGACCGCGUCGGCUACUUCCCAUCCAGUCUGGUGGAAGCCAUCAGCAAACGCACAGGCAAAUGGCUGCUUCUCCUUAUGGGCUCCUGCAGGGAAAAGGUUUUGGAGCAGCACGCAGAUGGUCGGUGGAAAGGCUGUAUCCAUGACAACCGGACCGGCAAUGACCGCGUCGGCUACUUCCCAUCCAGUCUGGUGGAAGCCAUCAGCAAACGCACAGGUUCAUGGGAUGCGGGCCCUCCCCUGGGGCCGUUCCAAGCCAUCUCCCUCCCGCUGGCUGGCCGGGCCUCGGUGCCCAACGGCCACUCCUGCCUCAUCCUCUCCUCCUCCUCCUCUUCCUCCUCCAUCAUCACCACCUCCUUCACCUUCUCCCAUCAUCCGGUCCAUUUCCUGCCUCCACCAAACCCCAGGCAACCUCUUUUCAGUUCCUUUGGCUACCACAGGCUCCCGCACGGGGCGGUGGAAGGGCCUGGCGCCGACCCAGGUUCCCGAGGCUCUGACGCCAGCCCAUCCCACUUGUCGCCAUCACCAGGCGGAUCGGCCACCACGCCAGCCGCCGCAGAAGAGAUCUGGGUGCUUCGCAAACCCUACGCAGGUGGGGACCGCAGCAGUGUGGGCAGCACUGGAAGUGUGGCCAGCGGACGGAGCUCGGGGAGCGGGCAAAGCACUGCAAGCGGCGGCCACGCAGCCCUUCAUCCGGGUUCAGAAGGCGUUAAGCUGCUGGCAACGGUCCUUUCCCAGAAGGCGUUGGUACAAGAAUCUGCCGUGGGUGACGGGUCCGCCAAAGCUGCCGAUGCGCCUGCAGGUGCUGGAUGCUCCGUGGUCGGGCUCUGCCCGGUCCGGAGCUCUUUUUCCCCCAUUUCCUUGACGAGGGGCUGCUCCUGCUCCAAGAUCCUUCUUUCCUUCCUUCUUUCUGAGCUAACCAUGACCCUCCCGCUCUGCUGCUGCCAGGCCUUCGCUUGCUUUGGUUCUUCUCGGACCCCGAGUUUGAGCGGCGCAUCGUACCCGAGUCAGCCUUCCCAUGGCGAGCAACCGCUCAAGAAGGUGGAGCCAAUGUCGGAGGGGAAAAGCUCCGAGGCCGUCUACCAAUGGCUGUGCAAGUUCCAGCUGCAACUCUAUGCCCCCAACUUCAUCAACGCUGGGUAUGACAUCCCCACCAUCAGCCGGAUGACACCCGAGGAUUUGACGGCCAUCGGGGUCACCAAACCGGGACACAGAAAGAAGAUUGCCUCUGAGAUCAACAACCUCAAUAUUCCCGAGUGGCUCCCAGAGUACAAGCCUGCUAAUCUGGCUCUCUGGCUCUCCAUGAUUGGGCUGGCCCAGUAUUACAAAGUCUUGGUGGAAAACGGCUACGAGAACAUUGAUUUCAUCACUGACAUCACUUGGGAAGACCUGCAAGAGAUUGGCAUCACCAAACUGGGCCACCAGAAGAAGCUGAUGUUGGCGGUGAAGAAGCUGGCCGAGAUCCAGAAGGCCGAAUAUGUCAAGUACGAGUCCGGGACGCUGAAGAAGAAAGGGGCGCCCCAGUCGCUGGACACGGUGGCCAUUGAGUCCCCGCAGCAGGAAGCGGCCGAGUGCCAGUCGCCCAAGAUGACCACUUUCCAGGACAGUGAGCUGAGCAAUGAGCUGCAGGUGGCCAUGACGGGCACCGGCGAGGAGGGGACAGAGAAGCAGGGGAACCACGUGGGGCAUUUCCGCGAAGGGGCCGCCUACCGGCACCCCUCCCGCCUCGCCCACGAGAACAGCCUGAGCGGGCGGGCGAAGCAUAUGAGUAGCUCCCAGGAGCUGCUGGGAGACGGGCCCAAAGCCGCCACCAGCGCGGCAGCCAUGUCCAAGAGCCAGGAGUACCUGGCCGAAGACGGGAAGGAGAGUCCGGCCACCCUGCCCAAGGAGGUGCGGACCCUCCGACCCGGGCACAGCAUCAAGAGAGCGAGCGUUCCCCCCGUGCCCGGCAAACCCCGGCAAUCGUUCCCCCCGGCCGCCGGCCACUACACCCCUCCGCAGACCCCCACCAAGCCCCGUCCCUCAUCACCGCAGGCGUCGGGCAUGCCCCACGCCACCGCCAAGGUCAAACCCACGCCUCAGCUGCUGUCACAGUCCGACCGCCCCAUGUCUCCGCGCUCACUGCCUCAGUCCCCUACGCAUCGGGGCUUUGCCUACGUCAUACCGCAGCCCGUGGAGGGAGAUGCCCACGGUGCCAGCCCCUUGGCACAAGCCGUACCGGUCCUGCCCGUCUCAGUGCCGGUGCUCUGCCUGCCCCCUCAGGCCGGCGAAGGGGAAGAAGAGGGUGGCCGGCCAAAGAAGAGGGCCCACAGCUUGAAUCGUUACGCUGUCUCAGACAGCGAGCAAGAGCGGGACGAGUUGUUGGUGCCUGACGCGGGGCCCUAUGCCACCGUGCAGCGCCGGGUUGGGCGCAGCCACUCUGUGAGGGCACAGUCGGGCAACGACAAGAACGUCAACCGCAGCCAAUCCUUUGCCGUGCGGCCAAAGAAGAAGGGGCCGCCUCCGCCCCCGCCCAAACGCUCCAGUUCGGCCAUUUCCAGCAGCAACAUGACGGACGACUUCGCACGGGAAGGCGAGGAUGGCCAGGAGCCUUCCCUGGAACAGCACCAGAGACGGGCCAGUGACUUUGGUGGCACUGUGGACACAGGGAGUGCCGGGAGCGUCAAGAGCAUCGCCGCCAUGUUGGAAAUGUCCUCCAUUGGUGGUGGGGCCCGAGGGCUUGCCCUCCAGAAGCCGCCUGGGGCUGGGAAGGGCCCUGAUGGCUACUACCUGCAGCCUGGGGUUGCCGUGCACCCAGCCAGCCCUGAACACUCCCGUGUGGCGACCGUCCUGGCCAGCGUAAAGCACAAGGAGGCCAUCGGGCCGGACGGCGAGGUGGUGAACCGUCGGCGCACCAUCAGCGGCCCCGUGACUGGACUAGUUGCCGCUGCUCGCCGCGAACGCUCAGACAGCGUCAAGUCGGACACAUCCAAAGAGGGCAGCCCCGUGGAGCGGCUGAGGGCAGAACACAGCGGAGGCUCCCUGCAUAACAGUUCCGGGGAGAACAUUCCCUUUGCAGAAGAGGGCAGCCUGACCAUCAAGCAGCGUCCCCGGCCGAUGGGUGUCGCCAAGGCUGAGGGUGACCUCGUCCCCCAGCGCUAUGGCGACCUCUCCAAGGUGGAGGCCAGCGCCACCCUCAAGAGGAGGAUCCGGGCCAAGCAGAGUCAACAGGAGGGGGUCAAGUUCAUCCUCACAGAGUCGGACACGGUGAAGAGGCGGCCAAAGUUGAAAGACAAGGAGCAGGAGCCGGCCCCCUUGUCUGUCUACCAGAAUGGCACAGCGACCAUCAAACGGCGGCCAGCCUCCGAGAUGAGCGGUGCGGAGGUGGCGCCUCCUCCCGAUCAGCAAGAGAGAUACAACUAUCCUGCAACCCAGCCCUCUGGGGAAGGGGAACCGAAGAAGGUUGUCAAGCCGCCGGUUUCGCCCAAGCCCGUUUUACCCCAGAAAGUCUCUGGGCCUCCUACGCCCACCUCCAAAAAGGUCCCAAUUCCUGGUCCUGGCAGUCCAGAAGUCAAGCGUGUCCAUGGGACUCCACCCCCGGUCUCUCCAAAGCCGACCCCGCCCCCAACUGCCCCAAAGCCGAAGGUCCACGCUGCCCUCCAGUCGGUGAGCGCCAGCUCCACCCCUGCCCCGUCGCCUGCCAAGCAGCUCAUCCCGACCAUCAAGCCUUCCAGUACGCCCCCCUCGCUCUGUUCCAGCCCAGCUAAGCCCUUGUCCCCUGGAGGGGUGCCCCCUCAGACAGUGCCGGUCAAGCCACCUCGCUCCUCCAUGGCGGGGCCUUCCGUGGAGAGCGUCAGCAGCGAAAGCGUGCACCAGAAACUGGAGGAGACCAGCGCCUCCCUUGCUGCAGCCCUGCAAGCUGUGGAGGAGAAGAUCAAGCAGGAAGACGGACAAACAGCAGACUCCACCACAGAAUCCAAGAGCACGGUCAGCAUUCUGGACGACAUCGGCAGCAUGUUUGACGACCUCGCUGACCAACUGGACGCGAUGUUGGAAUGAGAGCUGGAGAACCCUCCCAGCCAACCUCAGGAUCUGCCAUGGGCACAAGGGCGCAAUCAUCUCCACGACAAUCUUCUCCUUCUUCCCUUCCUCCAUCUUUUGAGGUUUGCACAAAGAAGAUUUAAGAUUACCUCAGAAUUGUGCUGAAACAAACCCGAGAUGCUUGGGGGGGGGGGCACGGCGAGGCUUCCUCGAGGCCAGGUUUGCAGGAGCAAAAAGAAAAAAAGGACCUCUCUCUCUCUCUCUCUUGUGUCUUCUUCCUUCCUUCCCUCCCCAUCGAAACACCUGCUGAUCUUGGGGAAUAUGAGGUGACUGCCGUUCUCCUCCUGAAAAUGAAAUGAAAAGGCCAAGACGCCUGAUCACGGGCAGGGGCUUCCAUUCUACAAGAGGAUAGGGAUCUUCAGACUUUCCUCCAAUGCAGCGUCCCAGGCAAAUCUGCUCCACUCCCUCAAAAACUUGCAUCUUCUCCUUUAAUUUGGGAAGUCGUUCCCGCUACCCUCUCUCCCAACCAGUCCUCUCCCCCCCCCCAUUGCUCGGUCCCAAUAUGUUAUUGAGAUGUGUGGCACAAAUAAGUAUUAGUCUUCUCUGGUUCUUCAUGUUUUCCAUUUCGGUUAAAGUUUCGUCUUGGUGAGACUCUUUGCCUUCUGUGUUGGUAACGUUCCUUGACUGAGCACUGCUGUGGGCUCUCUUGGGGGCACCUGCUGGGGUCCCUGGCCCUGUCUGCCAUCGUUGGGGAAACGCUGGUAGAGGCUGGGGGGGGGCAGAGGCGGCCCAAGGGAAGCUGGGAGUCCGGGAGGCUGUCGGCUAGCUGCAUGCUUUGUUUCUUUGUCCCGAAGGUGUUUGUCUUCUCCUGGUGAUGAUGAAGCUGUGACUGUAAGAAAUUUUGUUCGUUUGAUGAGUCCCACUUGAGAUAUAAGCUCCUUUUCCCUCCUGCCCCUUUCUGUUUGUCUUGGGAAGCAGUAUUCCUGGCAAGGGCCGUGCAGAAGCUUUGGUACAUUUGCAUGAUUGAGAACAGUGUUGAAACAUGAAAAGAAAAAAGGAAAAAAAAAAGAGGAAAAACCAGAAACACCCUGUCCAAAAUCCCACUGUAAAUAUUCCCAGGUAGCUUAUGCAGCUACCCUAAAAUAGUUAUCUAUCCCCAGUUCCUUUUUGGUUUUCCUUGGGGGGAAAAAAAGAACUCUAGGUAAAGGGCAGUUCUGAGCAUGAGGGACUUAACAUUGCACUUUCUCUUUGCUUCCAAAGAGUUUGCCACUGAUUGGACAAUUCAGCCUUCCUUACGUACAGCUUACCAUGAUUGUUUCUUGGGAGGAUCCGAGAGGAGAGAGGUGACAGGAAACCAUGGACAGACAUGGCAAUAUGGGAGACGGUAUCAGUUCUGGGAAACCUUUUCUCCCGAAGCAGCAAUAUUUCAGCAGAGACAACGGUGGUUCUGUCGACUAGCAGGAGUUUAGUGAACGGAAAGCUCCCUCUCCAGGCAUUAUUACUGUUCCUUCAAAUGCAACUUUGGCUGCAUCCCAAGAGGAUUCUGCCUCAAUGAAGGAAUCGCAAGCGUUAGCCGGGAUGUGAUCUGCAUCUUGGCCUCUUGGUUUCCAACUCGGAGGAAACUCUGGCCUUAGUCAGUCUUGGGCACUUGCCCCGUUGGCUCAGUCUGGACCUUGGUGGGGCGGUCUGCUCUCCCACGAGGCAGGUCCGUUGGGGCUGCCGGUGUGCCUACGGAAGGUCCGCCUGAUGACGGGCCACUGGGGAAAGUUCACAAACAAAGCUCAUCGUUCCUCUGACUAGGAGCAUGCACAUUUUGCAAUGUCUUCAGCCAUGGAUAUUGUUGAUUUUGAAAGAAAGGAAAAAAUGCUGGUGCAGCCAAGCAGGGGCUGCUCUAGCUAGUGCCUCUUGCAGGAGAGGCCCUUUGUGGUGCGAGGUUUCAGGGGAGAAGCUGAGAACAGAAGAUUGGGUUCCUGCACCUAGACAGAAAGUCUGUAGGAUGCCGUGAGUGCCCCUUCUAAAUAGUUCUCUCUCCCUGUUCCUGUUGGUGGCAGUAGGAAUGUAGGAGCCUUUUGUAGAGACAUACAAAAGGAGGGAAAGGUCCCAGAAGGUCAACAAGUCAUGAGCGUUGAUGUUGGUCUAGACUGCUCUGCAGCUGCUACACCUUGUGAAGCCUUCUAAGUUUUCUGGAUGCCGCUUCACGGACCCAUACCAUUCCUCUUUAAACAAGCACAAUAGGAGAACCCCCCCCAGGAUGGGCUACCCCUUCCUCUUCUCCUCCAGCUGCAGAGUUGCCGCUCUUCUCGGACAUCUCCGCCCGCCCCCCGGUGACAUUUCUUGAGCAUACGCUCUCCCCACAGCUGAUCUUGAUGACUGGAUACGGCAGAUGACCAGGAUUGGUGAUAGCUUGACUGGAAGGACAGCUCCUGUAAGGUGUCUCGCAUGAACUGGAGCACUGAAGCUGGCUUGCUCUCGUUGACGGGUAGCCUAGAAAUCCCAGGUGCAUUCUUCCGUUUUGCUACUGGACAAGCAUUAAGCGGAGAUCUAUUGUCCUCUUGGGGCCUGAGACUAGCUAUGGGCAAUCUUAAACUUUUGGCAGGUACUUGUUGGUUGUGAUAAUCAGCUCACAACAUUCUCCAAGAAAGGCAAUUUCAGAGGGAGUGCCAGCGCGCAACUGUUUUGAGAACCUCCUCCUAUCUCAGCUAGAUUAGCUUUGGAGUGACUUCAGCCUGUCCCAUUUCACCUUUCUGUGUGGGCACUCCACAAGGACUGUCCCAAAGGCCUCUCUUAAAGCAUAUUCCCAUCGAAGCUGUUGUCUGGAUCUCUGGCCAUUCUUCUGCAUCCUCCUUGCCAUGGGCAACUGAACCACAGGAAGCUCUGCUCUCUCUGUGUGUGUGUCUCUGUUCCUUACAGCGUUCCCUGCCUUACUUUUUCAAGCGUUGCUUUCCUAUUUUAGACUCAGCACAUCCUCCACUGUGUUGACAUGUUGCUUUCAGAUCUUUUCAGGGCUACAACAACUUGGUCUGUUCUCUCCUGUUCUUUUCUCGCUCCUUGCUGCUUCCAGCACUCGUACAUGACAAUCUUUUCUAUACCUCAUCUUCCUUCUGUUCCAUCUUCCCCUUGAACCUGGCAUGCAAGCAAUAGAUGUCAUUGGGACCUUAGAAAAAGCCAGGUACCAUUUUCCUGCAAUUUUGGUUGCGAUCUCCCUCUGAUUUUCACUGCUCUUUUAAUGAAGUCGGCAGGCCCUUCCCCAGCAGGGCACUCUUUGGGAAAAGGGGUUCUCCUUCAGGCCAGUCCAUCCUUCUCUAGGAAACAUUUCUGAGCUUCCAUGACUUCAACUUCUCUUCAGAGGAUGGUUGUACUUAGAUCCACUCCUGGUUUCUGUUAUCAUAUGUGUCAAGCCUUUCUCUGCUUUCCUCUCUCUUUCCAAAUCUUUUCCAUUAAAAUCCAGAAUUAUAUAUAUAUAUACCCAGUCACUUGCCAAUCUUGGCUUGGGAAACAAACGUUCUGCGGAUCCUGGAUCCAUCAGUUCUGAUCAAUGUUCUCAGGAUUACCUACAGUCAUCCUUUGCCAUGACUACCUUUUUUUGAGCAAGGCCAUCAUCAUACUCCUUCGACCCAUUCAUUGUUGCUCCCUGUGGGUGUUCGCGGACAUCCAGCAGUGACUGACAGGCUACAGCGAAACAGUUGGGUUCUGUCAUUGCCCUGGUGGAUGGGCGUCUCCUCUUGAAACAGCCAUGUUUAUGAAUGUUCUUACAUGUGGAAACAAAAUCAAGCUUUUCUUUUACGGGGGUGGUUAUAAGGGAUGAAAGAAAAAAAAAUAAGCUAUAUAAAGGAGUAUUAAUUUAUUGGGAAAAAAAUAUUUAAGAUGGAUUUUCCCCUAGAGAUAAUUAACAGAAAAGGAAAGGACUUUAAUAUAUAUUAAAAAGAUUUUAAGAUAUUACAGUUGUAUAUUAAACAGUUUUAAGAGAUCAAAUGGAAGGAACUGGAGUUUAGCUUGACUAUUAGACUUAUAAGCUGUGUGUCUUGUGGUGAGAUCAUUUAAAAGAGUAGCACAAUGUUUUAAAAAAAAGGUACAGUUUCUCUUCUUUUCAAAAUGUGCGAAAACAUGUUUCCGUUAAAAUAGCUUUGUUUUUGUUGGCCAUGUUCGUUUUACAGUUUUAUCAAAAAUCAAAGGAUGUGCCUUGUUUUAUGAAUUUUUUUUGUUCAGUCAUAUCUCUGACAAGUGUGUGUUUCUUUUUCCUGUGUGCUUCUCUCUCUCAAUCUCUCUCUCUCUCUCUUUAAGUUGGGAUGUGUGUGUCUGCUGUGCCCAUGUAUGUAUGUAUGUGUGUGUAUGUGUGUUUAAAUGCAUGUGUGUGGAAGUACUUAAAUGUGUAUGCACAGCGGUAUAUUGAUGUACAAAUGAGAGUCAGUCCAGUUUAAACAUGGCUUUUGACGUCUGGGGCGCAGUCCUGUCUCGCUCCUGUGCGCUGUGGUUUUUGAGACCCAAGUUGCUGUGUGAGUGAGGGGCACACGCUCUCCUUUCUUUUCUUGAGUACAGAAAGGUCUGCCUUUGCUGAUCUCCAAAAUGUGUCUGGCACAACUUUGAAAUUUCUUACUUAAAUAAAUAAAUAAAUAAAUACAGAGACAACAUAGAAGAUACCUGUUGUAAAGAGAAACAAAAAUGUAUCUUAAAAAUAUUCCAAGAUUCUAAUGCUGGAUAUAUACAUAUUAUAUAUAUAUUAUAUAUUUUUAUUAUUAAGUUAUGGAAACUGUAUUGUAUUUCCAUCCUGUCAGAGCUAUGCAUCUUGCGGCCAACCUCCUCUUCUUGCUUCGUGCGUCCCACCUGUAUUAUUAUUAUUAAUUAUGAUGAUGAUGAUGAAUAUUAAUAUUUGAUGGCUUUUGUGGUGCUGUAAAGAUUUUUGCUCUUAUUUAAAAAACAAACCAACCAGAGUGUCUGGCUACAAAUAUUUAAAGAAACGUGAAAAAGCAGCCCCAGCUUGUCACUAUUACUACACGUAUGGGACUGUAAAAGAAUCUCUUUUUUUAUUGUUUAACUCAUUGGAGUGGCACCGGGGGGGUGGAGGGGGGUGGAAUCCCAGUUCAGAGGCUGCUGGAUCCAGGGCGGCCCAGGUGCUGAUCCCACCGCAGUUCCCAGAACAAGGAGGCUGUGAGGUGGAUGCCUUUUUCUGGCCAUCGGUGCUUAAUAAUAAACGUCCGAACCAUCAGGG
Molecule: messenger RNA, 10157 nt
Organism: Pogona vitticeps (central bearded dragon)
Lineage: Eukaryota; Metazoa; Chordata; Lepidosauria; Squamata; Agamidae
Source: RefSeq, a predicted model, not a curated record